Messenger RNA from Coturnix japonica (Japanese quail), 4366 nucleotides. The record is from RefSeq and is a predicted model, not a curated record. NCBI's taxonomy places the organism in Eukaryota, Metazoa, Chordata, Aves, Galliformes, Phasianidae.
GGCGCCGCGCGGCCGGAAGAGCCAUAGGGAGAGGUGUGUUGGAGCGCGCAUGCGCGGAGCGGCACUCGUCGCGCGGUGCAUGCCGGCCGCCCCUUCCCGCCGUGACGCUGCAGAUAGAGGCGCCUUCUGCCUCCCCCCGUCCGGCCAGGAUGGUGGGCGUGAAGCUGAUCGCCAACGACACCGAGUUCCAGCCCGAGCUGAGCGCGGCCGGCUCACGCUUGGCUGUGGUGAAAUUCACCAUGCGGGGAUGUGGCCCUUGUUUACGGAUAGCUCCAGCUUUCAAUGCGCUGAGUAACAAGUACCCUCAGGCAACGUUUUUGGAAGUGGAUGUGCAUCAGUGCCAGGGAACAGCUGCUACCAACAAUAUAUCAGCAACGCCGACAUUUCUGUUCUUUCGGAACAAAGUGCGGAUUGACCAAUAUCAAGGAGCAGAUGCUGUAGGACUAGAAGAAAAAAUCAAGCAGCACCUGGAGAAUGAUCCUGGAAAUAAUGAAGAUACAGAUAUUCCCAAAGGAUAUAUGGACUUGAUGCCAUUUAUCAACAAAGCUGGCUGUGAAUGUCUUAAUGAAAGUGAUGAGCAUGGAUUUGAUAAUUGUUUACGCAAAGAUUCUACAUACUUGGAAUCAGAUUGUGAUGAGCAGCUGCUUAUUACUGUUGCUUUUAGUCAACCAGUCAAGCUUUACUCUAUGAAACUUCAGGGGCCAGAUAAUGGACAAGGUCCAAAGUACAUAAAAAUCUUUAUCAACCUUCCUCGAUCUAUGGAUUUUGAAGAAGCAGAAAGAAGUGAACCAACUCAAGCCCUGGAACUUACACCAGAUGACAUUAAAGAAGAUGGCAUUAUCCAGCUUCGCUAUGUUAAAUUUCAGAAUGUUAACAGUGUAACUUUGUUUGUCCAGUCUAAUCAUGGGGAUGAAGAAACAACAAGAAUCACUUACUUCACAUUUAUUGGAACUCCGGUCCAAGCAACAAAUAUGAAUGACUUCAAGCGAGUGAGUCUUUGUUUCUUAAAAGCACUUAGGAAUGUUUUAAAUCUACCCAAAAAUGAGUUCACUAAAAUACACUCAACAGUUGUUGUAAUUUCACAAGUUAAGGUAGAUCUGUCAUCCAGAACAGAACAUGCAGCUUUAUCUUAACAGCUCUUUGGUCUUGCCUUUGUUUUUGUUUAUCAACUGCUUCUUUGUCUUUUUCAAAAGGUAAGAAUGUGUAUAUCAACUACUGAAAACAUGAGUGACUGUUAUGUGUACUAUAGACAGUGUUGUUUCUUAACAGCUGUGAGAUCUGUACCUUGGUUUCAAAACGUGUAUGCUGCUGGUGCUCAGGAAGCAGGGAAGCAAGUCCCUGUAUUAAAUAGACAAGCUCCUUGUGACUGGCUUUGUAGCUGUUUCAGUGAAGGAUUUUAUGGAUUUUACUCAAUAGGCAACACUCUGUAAACUUGAGAUCCAAAAAAUUAUUGAUCACAAGGUAAAUAUUACAUUAAACAUACUUUUUAACACUAAACAGUGAAUCAGACAAUUUGCUGCAGUUUGACUUUAGGCUAAUAAAUGCUGAAGAAUAAAGCAUUCUCAUUUCCUUUUUGAUUUUUUUAAUUAUUUUUUUUUUUUUUUGAGAAUGUGAAACGGGUUUGAAAGUAUUGAAACCGAAAGCUACUUACAGCUCUCCCUUAUAAUGUAUUGUCUGUUAAAAAUAAACUGCUUUAAAACUUACCCUUUUUACAAAGACAAACAGAGCUGUAACACCACUGCUUCCAAGCUGGGCAGCCCGUGCAAUGAUUGACAUUGAAAGACCACAGAAUUUAUUACACAAACGACUUACAACUUCAGAAAGCUAAAAAUGCUAACAGUUGCCACAUUACAUACUUGGAACUUUUUAUGUUAAAACUUAAUCUAACAUCUACUUCUAAAAUUUAAUAAAAUGAAUAAUGAUGUUAAUGAAUAGAAGUUUGACAAGGUUUUGCUGAUUUACCGAAACUUGAAGCCAAAAAAGAUGUUCUAAUAUGCUGAAUUUAAUGGAUACCAAUUUUAGAAGUUUCUAAUGGAGCACAUCUGUUUGACUCAAAACUAGAAAUAGUUUAAUGUGUUUUGAAUCCACUUACAUGUUGGUUUUUUUUUUUGUUGUUGUUGUGUACAGCUUUAUCUUGUAAGUACUUGGAAUAGUAGGACAGUGCCCUGCAGUGAGUUCUGCCAUUACUGUUUAGCAUCACAUGAUUUAUCUGCAGUACUUCUGUUAUUUUGAGGAAGAAAAGAAAGGUGGCACUCAUGCUGAUAGUUUCAGUAUUUGAUCUCAGUUCCAUUUUUCUGUACACUCUGUAAAUUUUCUUCUUUCUGAAAGUUUAUUUUCUAACAGGGACACUCUUAAAUCCGGUAUUCUUUUUCCUUUGAUAAUUUUUGGCUAAGCAAUAUAUAGUUGUGGGUUAUCAUGAGUGUUUGUGACUAGUGGUGAGCCACAUGACGUUUCCUACAGUGUUUUAAAUUGUGAGAACAAAGCAGUAGAAUGGAUGCAGUCCUCAUGUGCUACCUUAGUCUGAAGCUGUAACAACCUUACUCCUGUCAGUGCUGGGUGUAAGGUAAACUUUUAAAAAAAUCCUGUGUAUAGUUCAGGUUUAAGUACUUAAGGGUAGUCAUUAAACAAAGAGACCAUUCUGUGCUAGGAGCCACGUGGAAAAGACAAGCAGGAACAGAUGCAGCUCCGUUCAGAGAGUGUACAGCUCAAGAUGGGAUAAAUGGUUUGACAGGGAGAACAAUUAUCACUGGAGCAGGCUCUGCAGGGGCAUGGUGGAAUCCAUGGGACAAGGCAUCUCGCAUGGUCUCAUUCUGGCACACUUUUUCCACAAAGGGCUGGAACUGGUGAUCUCUCAAGGCCCCUUCCAGCCUGGGCUAUCGUUCUGUCCACAUAAAUCCCAUAGAGGUAUUAAAAAACAGAAAAUUAUUUUAAAAACAUCUGUUUGCUGUAAAUAAGGGGAUUUUUAAGCCUCUGAUUUUAGAUGCAGUGCAGUUGCCUGAAAGCUGUUAUACACCUUGUUAAAUACCACACUAUUUACUAUUUUGGUUUCACUAAAGUUCACAUGUGAAUGUCUUUGCACUGUUGAGGAAUGUGAUUUGUGACAUCCAUUGGAAUGGAAAGGGAGCACCAGCCUUCAGAACUGCACUAAUAGCAUCAAUGUCAAGAACUGCCCAGAGCUACCUCACAGAAGAGAAUACACUGCUAGCUUUUGAAGCUGCUAAUCCUGUCUUGUUUGAAGUACUCCAGCUCUGUACAAAGAAGGAGUAUUAGCUUCUGGAAUGUGUCUGAACUUCUGUUUUCUCACUUCCAGUGGUCCGUCAGCUGUGGAAUCUUAAUAUAGUGUUGGGCAUUAAUUAGGAUUGUAGAUCAACAGGGAAACCUCUUAUUUCUUUUUAUCCUUUUUAGUAGAUGAAAAGACCAACCCCACUCCAUACUGCUUUCAGGAGUGUCACUGCCUUAGCUCAGUCCAUUUAUGCAGUGCAUUUUUCUCUUGUAGUUAUGGUAGAAAUAGUACUGAAACAUAAUUAACAAGAGUGGGGAGUACUUUUUCCCAUGAUUUUUUUUUUAAGUGUUUAGAAGUAAAAUCAAUUAUUUCUAAAUGGAAGCAUUAGAAUGUAAAAGUAGACAUGAGCAUGAAUCCAGCCAUGCUUUUAUUGUUUGACUCAUUGCUGCUCAGUUGAUUCUAUGUAUGUUCUUUUUCAGCUUAAAAAAAAAAAAAAGAAACCCACCACUGAGCAAAAAAUUGAUUUCAGUGACUUCUGCUGAGGAUCAGGCCAACGUGUUUUGAUACUUGGGGUGUGAAUGCAAGGCUGGUUGUAGCAGCUCACUGUUCAGCAAUUCAUUAUUAACGUGUGACAGCAACCACCGUGUCCUUGAGUCUAGGAAAACUUGAAUUUGCUCAUGUUGCUCUGGAACUCCAGCAGGGCUGUAAGCAUGACCUCUUCCUGAUCAGUAGGACUGCUGAAUAUAAAUGAGGCAUAGUUUACAGGACUUACACUAGCUACCCCAUGCAAACCUGAAACUCAUCUACUCUGGAAAGUAGUCCUAAGUACUAAAAGAGAUGUAAUUAAGGAGAUCCUUCGUUGGGGAUCUUGGUGUUAGUUUUUACACACAUGUAGUUGGUAUUGGUGUGGACAGGAAAGUUGCAUUCAAACUUGUUAUAGUACACUGUGUCCAUCCCGUUCCGUGCACAAUUUGAUUUUUAUCCUCUGGGGAGGAAGGAAGUCUUUGGAGUUGCAGGAAAGGGGGGGGUCACAAGGGACAGAAGUUGUAUAAACCGACUGCAGAGCUCUUAGGUAAGAGCUGGAAGCGAUGGGGAGACAGCUGAGGCUCUCUGCCCUACGUCAACAAAGGGCCCCUAGAAGCA